Erigeron canadensis is the source of this 3279-nucleotide messenger RNA. RefSeq names its product protein JOKA2-like. Gene Ontology annotation, molecular function: zinc ion binding; protein binding. Bases 295 to 2994 code for a protein of 899 amino acids. Lineage: Eukaryota; Viridiplantae; Streptophyta; Magnoliopsida; Asterales; Asteraceae. The record is from RefSeq and is a predicted model, not a curated record. The transcript has 7 exons.
AUAUAGCACACAACUUUCGUGUCGGUAUUUCCAUAACCUUUUUUCACAGCGCGAUCAAAAUCGCCUCGCGGCUUACGGCUACGCGUUAGGAUCGAUUCAAUUGAUUUCCAGUUUUAUAAAUCAAUCUAAUUUAUCCCAAUCCCAUCCAUAACUUUUUAUUAAAUCUGUUUAUAUAAUCAUAAUAAUAAUCAAAUCGUACAAAUUUUCUUUUCCGUUUCGCCAAAAUAAAAUAAAAAAAAAUUCCUGUUUAUCUUUUAGGUUCUUCCUUUUUGUCACUUGAGUUAGCUUUUACACAUGGCUUCUUCUUCAAUCGUGAUCAAGGUGAAGUAUGGGGAAACACUCAGACGCUUUAAUGCAUCUAUCAAUAAUGACAAGAAGCUUGCUCUUGACGCUGCUAUGUUGAGGGAAAAGAUUCGGGGUCUUUUCAACUUUGGCUCCGAUGUUGAGUUUACCAUGACUUAUGUUGAUGAAGAUGGUGAUGCGGUUACGCUUGCUGACGAUGAUGAUCUCCAUGACGUUGUCCGACAGUCUCUGAAUCCGUUGAGGAUUACUGUUAGCUUGAACAAUGGGAAUGUUAAUGGGUCUGCUGGGACUGCUACUCCUGUGAAAUCGCCUCAGAACCAUAUCCCAUUUCAAGCUUUGAACUCGGGGGUUGCUGAACUUCUGAAAGCUGUGCCUGAACCCUUUCGUGAAACUCUUGUGAAGUUUCCCCUUGAUUUGGCUUCUAAGGCGACAUCCUCUUCUCCAACUGUUUCUGAACUUAUGGAGAAGAUGAAGGCUGUUUAUUUGGAUCAGAUUUCUGCUUCUAUGGCUGGCCAGAGCGUGCAGCCUAAUAAUGGUGGUGCGUCGAAUGUGAAUUCUCAACCGGCAACUGGUACUGGUAGUAAGGUUCCAGUUAACCCCGAAGCUGAAAGUUCUAAAUUAAAGAAGAAAGAGAAGCAGGUUGAAAAGGCGGCUGAAGGUGUGAAGUUCAAAGAGGUGCAGCAAGCCUCAAGAGAUGUGGAUCUUAAUGUUCCUUUUAAUGAGUAUGAAUCUCUUCAUGCUCCAAUCAAUGCUACAAAGAGCAUUUCCGAACUUUGGGCUCCGAUCAAUGCUACAAAGAGCGUUGCUGAAGCUUCUAAUGAUGAUAACAAGAACACUACUGAUGGUGUUGAGAGAAAAAAAGAUAAGAAGGUGAAGUACUUCACCGGUGGUUUUUGGAAUGAACCUCUACCGAAGCCUGCCAGUUUGGGCUCUUCUUAUGUUGAUCACUCGAAUCAGAUGAGACAGUAUCAUCUAGAUCAAAUGGAGGCUCAGGCGGCUAAAUUGGCCAAAGUGGCUGCUGAUGUUAAAGCAUCAGUUAAUAACUCUGGCAGCUCCUCAAGUUGGGCUCAGGGGAUGUUGAAAGCAACUAAUGAAUGCCCAUUUGCUGGGACUCCAUUUGAUGGGACACCAUUAUUGAAUUCAUUUGAUUCACAGGGGCAUCAUCGUCAUUCUCGUGGUCAUCAUUGGAAGAGACAUAGUUUUGAAAAUGGUGGCUUUGGGAAUAUAUUUCAUAGGGGUGUUCGUUGUGAUGGAUGUGGAGUACAUCCUAUAACUGGGCCACGGUUCAAGUCAAAAGUGAAAGAUGAUUAUGACCUGUGCAGCAUCUGCUUUCAGGCUAAUGGGAAUGCCGGUGACUAUAUCAGAAUUGAUCGCCCUACAAAUGCUUUUAGGCAUCAUGUGCCUUUGAAGGGGUUGUAUGAUCAUUCUGUUCGUAUUCCGCCGCCGGUGCUACCCCAUGCUCUGAGAGCCCCUGGGUCUAAGCUUCCUCGGUGUAAGCUAGACAGUCGCUUCAUUUUGGAUGUUAAUGUUCUUGAUGGUACCAUCAUGGCUCCAUUCACUCCAUUCACCAAAAUUUGGAGGAUGAGGAACAAUGGGUCCAUCAUAUGGCCUCAUGGAUCACAACUUCAUUGGAUUGGGGGAGAUCGUUUAAGCAAUUCACAGUCUGUGGAUGUUGAGAUCCCUGCUGAUGGUCUGGCUGUAGACAAGGAGCUUGAUGUUGCAGUUGACUUCACCGCACCCGAACGUCCAGGUCGAUACGUUUCUUACUGGAGAAUGGCAUCUCCAUCCGGGCAGAAAUUUGGGCAAAGAGUCUGGGUCUUGAUCCAGGUUGAUUCUUCGAUGAAGGAUAUGGGCGAAACAGAGAUCAAUCUAAAUCUACCACCUGUUACGAGGAACCUGCAAACAGUUGAUCAGGAUAACAUCAUUUCAGGAAACAAUUUCUUCAAGGUAGCUGAUUCCGAAACUAUGUCCAUUGAUUCACAACCCAAAGAUCAGGAGAUGAAUUUCCCCAUCAAUGACUCCUUAAUUAUUGAUAAUUGUGAUGUCGCGAACACUACGAUCACUCCUCUCCGUCCAGUGGCUCCUGCCAUCUCUACGGCUUCUGAUUCUACAGAAAUCGAAACUGGUUUGGCAUCUCUUCCAACUGCACCUGCAGUUUCUUCGGGUUUCUAUCCUACAGUAGGUUUGGAUUCUGCUUCUCUUAAGCCUGUUAGUUACCCUACUGUGGACUUCUCUGCAAUGCCACCAAUUUUGGGUAGUGGUGCACCGUCACCAUGGGCGGCAGUGACACAGCCAUCUGGAUCUGCCGUUGCAUCAUCUUCUGCACCUGUGGUGGGUUUUGCUCCCUCGCCUGGUUCUGUCAGUGAGCCAGGCUCUGCCUCUUCACCUGUCUCUGCUUCUGCAUUGGGAUCAUAUGAGGUAACUGAUGAGCAGGAGCUGGCUCUUAUGAAGGAUCUGGAAGAUAUGGGAUUCAAGCAGCGGGAUGUUAACAAGGAGAUCUUGAGGAAGAUGAAUUAUGAUCUGGAGAAGUCGAUUGAUGCUCUAUGUGAUGUUUCAGAGUGGGAUCCCAUGCUUGAUGAGCUGCAGGAGAUGGGGUUUGAAGAUAAUGAAGCAAACAUGAGGCUUUUGAAGAAGAAUAAUGGAAGUAUCAAGCGUGUGGUGAUGGAUCUCAUCAACGGAGAGAAAGCUUAAACCAAGAAGUUACAUGAUGGUUGAAGUGAAGAAUGUCUAUCUACAUAAAAUAAAUAAAUAAUUGUAGGGAAGACUUGGUGUGAGUCUGUUUCUGGCGUGUCUGUUAUGAACUUGGUGUAGUGUGGUGUGUGUGUGUGUGUGUUUAAGUUGCUGAAUAAUGUUUAUCGCUGGUCUUAUAGGGUUGAUGCUCUGGCCGCAUAACCCUGGUUGUUACUUUCAAUUGAUCUUUGAUGAUGUACGGUGUACACAUCUCCUAUGUAAUAUAAUGGCACUUUGUUUUAGUAA